Molecule: messenger RNA, 957 nt
Organism: Ectocarpus siliculosus
Lineage: Eukaryota; Phaeophyceae; Ectocarpales; Ectocarpaceae
Source: the annotation of a GenBank genome assembly
AUGGACGUAAACAUAAAAAACAGCUUCGCCGUCCACCUUGAGGAUCGCCCGGAGCACGAGUGCCUGACCCGUUUCAUCUCCAAGUUCAUGGAGGCAGGCAUGGAGAAAGUGGAUCGGGUCAUGGACCUCUACAUGGAAUACUCAGACAGGGUAGAGCAGUUCGAGGCGAACGAGCAACAGAGGGCCGCUAGGGACGAGGAGGAAGGAGACAGCGAUGACGACUCCGAGACGCUCGAGUCUCGCAGACUGGAGGCGGGGGCCUACACGCAGCAACGCCUGGCCGUCGUCAUGGUGGUCAUCGCCGCGCACAGCUCCGCGGUCGCCCGGAGGAUAAACGAAAAGCUGCACCAGCACGGUUGGAGGCUCGGGCACGUCCGAGCGGUGCUGGAGAAGUACAUCCAGAACCUCGGCCCGGGCUCCCGCCAGCGCGGACGCCUGGAGGCGCUCCUCCCGGACGCGGAGACAGAAGCACCAGCAGCACCAGGAAGCACCGGCGCGGGUAGUAGUAGUGGCGACGACACGCCGCCUCCGCCGCCGGCUGACGACGACGAUGAUGAUGUGGACAUGAAUGUUGAGGAUGGUGGCACGCCGCCGCCGCCGCCGCCGCCACCGCGGCGUUCGGCGUCCCCCCCCCCUCCGCCGCCUCCGCAGGAUGAUGGCGACGACAAGUCCCCGGCGCGGCCGCCACGCUCGCCCCCGGGUGCCGACGGCGGAAGCGGCAGUCGGAGGAACGGCGGCGGCGGGGGGGGGGGGAGGGGCUCCCAGACCGGGAUGGCGGGUUCUGAGGAAAAGAACCGGGGCGGGGGAGACCCCCCGGGGGGAGGGGAGCGGGAUCGUGACAACGACAGCCGAGGAGGACGGCGCGGUGGUGAUGGUGAAAGGCGGGGGGACAGGAGAGGGGGUGAAAGGAGGGGGGACAGAGGCAGGGAUGACCGCCGUGACGACAGGCGCCGGUAG